AUGCCUUGGGGCAGGCGUUGCAGCACACCGCUGCUCCUUUGCUUCCUGCUCAGUGUCUGGGUUGCGCUGCUGCUCAACCCGCGGCAGGCAGCGGCAGCGAAGCCAACCCCCGGCGCGGGCGAGGAGGACUUCUACGAGGUCCUUGGCCUAGGCAAGGAGCGCGAUGACGCGAGCGAGCGGGAUAUUAAGUCUUCGUGGCGCAAGCUUUCGAAAAAGCACCACCCUGACCACGCGGGGGAGUCGCAGCGGGAGGUGUACCAGCGGAUUCAACGCGCCUACGAGGUGCUCGGGGAUCGCAAGAAGCGGAAGAUCUACGACAUCCUUGGCCUUGAUGGGGUCAAAAAGUUUGAGCAGCCGCAAGACCAGCAGCAACAGCACAUGCAUCCUUUUUUUUCCUUCUUUGGUGGGGGCCAGCAGAAUCACCAGGCGGACCGCGGCAAGAAUGAGGAGCUCCUGCUGCAGGUGCCGCUUGAGGAUGUCUACAGCGGGGCGGCGCAUACAGUGAAGCUCGCCAAGAGUAAAAUAUGCCGCGCCUGUCGCGGAACUGGGGCCCGAAGCAAAGAGCACCUCCUGCGCUGCCCGCACUGCAACGGGGAGGGUCGUAUCUUGCGCCGUGUGCAGUUUGUCCCAGGAUUUGUGCAGCAGAUGGAACAUCCAUGUCCUCAUUGCAGCGGUGGCGGGGUGAUCAUAUCGGAAAAGUGUACUACGUGUAAAGGUGUGAAGACGGUGCGAAGCACCUCCGCUAUUAGCAUCGACAUUGAACGGGGCACACCAGACGGCCACGUCCUCACAUAUGAGCUUGAGGCGGAUCAGCAGCCAAAUCAGGUCCCUGGCGACGUUGUCUUCACUGUUGUUACUGCCUCCCACCCCCGCUUUAUCCGUAGCGACAAUGACCUCACAGUAACUGUGGUACUCACGCUGAAGGAGGCGUUGCUUGGUUUCAGCAAGAGAUUAACGCACCUCGAUGGCCACUUGGUUGAGCUGAAGGAGUCGGGCAUCACGCAACACGGGGAACGGCGCAAGAUUGCUGGCGAAGGCAUGCCGAAGCACCAUGUGCCGUCAGAGCGGGGCGACCUCCACGUCAUUUAUGAGGUGGGGCUGCCAAGUCUGCUGACAGCAGCGCAGGAGGAGGCGCUUCGGCGGGCUUUUGGCUAA
Messenger RNA from Trypanosoma rangeli, 1155 nucleotides. Its product is annotated as heat shock protein DnaJ. The transcript has a single exon. Gene Ontology annotation, biological process: protein refolding. NCBI's taxonomy places the organism in Eukaryota, Euglenozoa, Kinetoplastea, Trypanosomatida, Trypanosomatidae. Gene Ontology annotation, molecular function: Hsp70 protein binding. The record is from RefSeq and is a predicted model, not a curated record. Gene Ontology annotation, cellular component: cytoplasm. Bases 1 to 1155 code for a protein of 384 amino acids.